AUGUCAAAUAAAAAUAAUAGAAAUAAUAAUAAUAGUAAUAAUAAUAGUAACAAUAAUGGUAAUAAUUUCUUUGAAGAUGAAGAUUUUUUCGAUGAAAACUAUAGUGAUUCAGAGGAAGAACUUGAUAAUAGACAAAACAAAAUCCAAGAAAAUCAAAGAUCACCAACACAAAGUACUUUAAAUGAUUCUAUUAUUAAUAAUGAUGAUUUAGAAUUUGCAAAUCAAUUAUUAUCUGUUCAAAGACAAUUAAAUAUUAAUAAUAAUAAUAACAAUAAUAAUAAUAAUAAUAAUAAUAAUGAAAAUAAUAACAACAAUAGCAACAGUAAUAAUGGCAAUAGUAAUAAUACAACCACUACCACAACCACUACUACAACAUCAGCACCAUCAACAUUUAUAAAUUCUCCAUCACUUUUAAAUAAUGUUAAUACCAUUUUAUCUAAUAAUAACAAUAAUACCAAUAGUAACAGAACAUAUAACAAUCAACAAUCGAAUGAUAUUUUACCUAUAAAUAGUAGAAACACUACCACUACAACCACAACUUCAACAUCUUCUUCAUUCAACAAUCAAAGAAAUAAUAAUAAUAAUAAUAAUAAUAAUAAUAAUAAUGAUAAUAGUUAUAAUAGUAGUAUUUACCAAAGUGGAGAAGAGUUUGAGGAUGAUAGUGAUACUGAUACAUUUGAGUUAUUAAAUUCAAGUAAUAAUAAUUUACGUGUAAUUAAUAAUAAUAGUAGUAAUAAUAAUAGUAAUAAUAAUAAUAGUAAUAAUAAUAAUAGUAGUAAUGAUGAUGAAAAUAAUAAUCAAGAGGCAACAAUUGAUAAUGAUAUAGAUUUACCAAUUGUUAAUCACUCUGGUUCAGAUUAUGAAAACUUUUUAGAGCUCAAAAAAACUGCAAACAUAAUUAAAGUAUUGGCAAUUUUAUUAAUGUUUAAUGUAUAUCUUGCAGUUGAUUUAUUAUUUAGAGUUGCAUAUUUAUUUACAGAUUUUGUUCAACUAAGAGGAUUUGGUAUAUUUAUUUCACUUUUAUUCAUUUCUUUACAAGGUUAUAUGACAUACUUUUGUUAUAUGUUUUAUAAGAAAUUACCAAUUAGUAGAGAAACCUUUAGAGAAUUCUUUUUACAUGAUCAAGGUUUUUUCUUUUAA
Dictyostelium discoideum AX4 is the source of this 1140-nucleotide messenger RNA. RefSeq lists its product as hypothetical. The transcript has 2 exons. The record is from RefSeq and is a predicted model, not a curated record. Bases 1 to 1140 code for a protein of 379 amino acids. Lineage: Eukaryota; Evosea; Eumycetozoa; Dictyosteliales; Dictyosteliaceae.